This is a messenger RNA of Mauremys mutica (yellowpond turtle), 1261 nucleotides long. RefSeq names its product glycine N-acyltransferase-like protein 3. The record is from RefSeq and is a predicted model, not a curated record. Gene Ontology annotation, cellular component: mitochondrion. Gene Ontology annotation, molecular function: glycine N-acyltransferase activity. Bases 110 to 1033 code for a protein of 307 amino acids. NCBI's taxonomy places the organism in Eukaryota, Metazoa, Chordata, Testudines, Geoemydidae. The transcript is spliced from 6 exons.
UGGCAGCUCCACAGACACCCAGGAACUGCUCCUUCCCCUGGCACGGAGUCACCCCAGGUGUCCCUCGCAUUGUCCUGCUGGAAGCGGUGAAGGCCCAUCCCGGCCAGCGAUGCUGAUCCUGAGCUGUCCCUCCAAGCUGCGGCUGCUGGAGGGGAUGCUACGGCGGGGCCUGCCUGACAUGCUGCUGGUCUACGGCACGGUGAUGCAUGUGAACCGCGGGAACCCGGCUGGCCAGGAGGUGCUGGUGGAUUCAUGGCCAGAGUUCAAAAUGGUCCUCACCCGGCCACACAGAGAAGUGGCGCGGGACCCAAGUGAUUAUUUCACCAAUUUGUACACGGCCUUUUACCGGGACGAGGGCGCCUGCCGGGCCCUGCUGGGGAACAGCCGCACCGUGGACUGGGGCCAGGCCUUCCAGAUACAGGGGCUGCAGGACGGGGUACAUGAGACCAUCAGGGACAUCGCCAGGGCCAGGGGCCUUGAAAUGGAGACGUAUCCACACCGGCUACUACUGCACCCAGACCCGCCUGCCAUGCCCCAGUACCGGCCUGACAGGGGGCUCAGGCUGGCCCCUGUGUCCCCCGCCCACGCCAUGCUGCUCAACGACACCUGGAAGUUUGGGGGAAACAGCUGGAGCCUGCACUACCUGAGCCACCUGAUCCGCCACUUCCCCAGUGCCUGCCUGCUGGACCCUGAGGGGACCCCCAUCUCCUGGUGCCUCACCGACCCGCUGGCUGCCCUGACACACGGUUACACCCUCCCGGAGCAUCGUGGCCAGCACCAUGUGAGGCCCGUGGUGGGGACGCUGGCAGCACAGUUGCAUGCCCGCAGUUUCCCUGUUUACACCCGGGUGCUGCCCCACAACGAGCCUUCGCUGCACACCCUGCAACGCCUCGGCUUCCGCAUCCUGCCUGGGGUGUUCUACCAGCUGGUGGUGAGGCCCGGGUUCACCCAGUCCCAGCCAGCCAGUGCUCUGGACUCAGCCCAGGACCCUGCGCCCAGCUCUGGGGAACAGCCACACUCCACCAGCAUGUAGCACUGGGGGAAUAGAAUCAUAGAAUAUCAGGGUUGGAAGGGACCUCAGGAGGUCAUCUAGUCCAACCCCCUGCUCAAAGCAGGACCAAUUCCCAGUUUUUUACCCCAGUUCCCCAAAUGGCCCCCUCAAGGAUUGAACUCUCAACCCUGGGUUUAGCAGGCCAAUGCUCAAACCACUGAGCUGGAGACGGUGACUCAGCCCAGGACCCUGCACCCAGCUCUAGGAAAC